Gadus chalcogrammus (walleye pollock) is the source of this 4214-nucleotide messenger RNA. RefSeq names its product peroxisome proliferator-activated receptor gamma, coactivator 1 beta (gene ppargc1b). Gene Ontology annotation, cellular component: nucleus. The transcript has 12 exons. Bases 25 to 2796 code for a protein of 923 amino acids. The record is from RefSeq and is a predicted model, not a curated record. Gene Ontology annotation, molecular function: nucleic acid binding; transcription factor binding. Gene Ontology annotation, biological process: positive regulation of transcription by RNA polymerase II. NCBI's taxonomy places the organism in Eukaryota, Metazoa, Chordata, Actinopteri, Gadiformes, Gadidae.
CCGGCUCUCAUUCAUGAGAGGAAGAUGGCGGACUGCGCUUCACUAUUAGAUGAGGAACUCUCUUCCUUUGUCUUCAAUUACUUGACAGAAAACUCUGACAGUCAGUAUGGGGAGGAGGAGGUGUGUUCGGACCGGUUGGACUCAGACUUCCCAGAUAUCGAUCUGUCCCAGCUGGACGCCAGUGACUUUGACAGCGUCAACUGUCUCAGCGAGCUGCACUGGUGCAACGACCACGCCACCGGAGCGUCACCGGCCUCCGCACGGUACAGCACGACCGACGAGCUCUUUGAGAUAGAAGAGGAGAACGCGGCCCUGCUCGCCGCGUUGACGGACAGCCUGGAUGGCAUGGUGGAUGCUGAGGUGGGGGGGCUCUCUGUCUUCCAAACCCUGGGGGAGGGGCCUAACCAGGGGGAGGAAGACGACGAUGCCGUCCUUCCUCUCAACACCGGGGACUUCAGCCAAUCGCUUGGAACGGAGACGGAAGACCCCUCGCUGUUGAAGAAGCUGUUGCUGACCCCCCCUAACGUGCCUACCGGCGCCGACACACACAGCGCCAACGGGCAUCGCCACGGCAACAGAGGCCUCCACCCGCGGACGACGCGGAUCCAAGUCAAGAGCGAGGCGGGCGCGAGGCUCCAGGACAGGAAGCCGCGUGCCGCGCGGCCCUCGGGCCGUCUGUGCACGGAGCUCCACCGCCACCUGACCACCGGCCGCGGCCACGCCGCCGACAGCGAGGAGGACGAAGGGGACGAGGAGGAGGACGAGGAGGAGGACGAGGAGGAGGAGGAGAGCGAGUCCGAGGAGGGCGAGGAGGACGAGUCGUCGGGGAGCGACGGCGAGGGCGUGGCCGCAGCCCCCCCCCCCGCCGCGCCCCCCGAGGCCCAGUUCAGCUCGGAGAAGGAGCUCCACUCGGUGGUGGAGCUCAUACGCUACAUGCACACCUACUGCCUGCCCGCGCGCAAGCAGCACGCCUGGGACCGCAAGGAGCGCGAGGCCCCGGCGCCGGCGCCAGCGCGCAGCCGGGGCCCGAGGCCCGAGGCCCCGCGGGCCCCCGCGCAGAACGCUCACAGCAGAGCGGCGGCAGUGGGAACCCCCGCCGCCGCCGCGGGAGGAGGGGGAGGGGGAGGGGGAGGGGGUGGGGCAGGACCCCCCGCCCCCCGCAGACCGGCCUUCUCCCGGCGCCGGGAGCCGAAGGCGGACUCCCUCCUGCGGGCCAUCCUGGAGCGCAGCGCCUCCUUCGACGUGAGCCAGCCUUACAGACUGCACAGCCCCCCCUACGCCCCCGGGCCGGCCGCCGCCCCCGCCCACCAGCACAGCUCCUCCUCCUCCUCCCCGCUCAGCCGGACCGGCCCCGCCCCCUCCUCUCCGGAGGGGCGGCGGCGGCCGGAGGAGGAAGAGGAGGAGGAGGAGGAGGAGGAGGGCGGGUCGUUCUCGGUGCGGCGCUCCCGCCGCCUCGCCUCCUUCCCGAGCCGCUUCGCCAAGAGGCUGCGGCCCGGGCACCGCCGCCGGCCCUGGGGCGAGGAGCAGGACGAGAGGAGGGCCCGCGUCAAGGGGGGGGGAGGAGCCGGGGCCAGGGCGGAGAGGCCCCGAGAGGGACACGGGGGUCUGACGGCGGCCAGGAAGACCUGCUGUCACCAUGAGAAUCAGGCGUGUCUGUGUCUACCGCUGCAACCUAAAGCCACUGGAGAGUUCAGCAGUAAGUCCUUUGAGCAGACGCUCGCGGUGGAUCUAUGCGGUACUGCAGGCCUGACUCCGCCCACCACCCCCCCUCACAAGCCGGUGGAGGACGAGCUCUUCAAGCCCGCGGAGGGAGUCGGGGGCAGCGGGGGGGACUCCCCCACCACCUCCACCUCCUCCACCACCUCCACCACCACCUCCGGGCCCGGGGCCCCCACCCGGGGCCCCUCCUCCUGGCUCCCGCGGGGCCCGCACGCCCGGAAGCUCCCCGAGCAGACGGAGCUCUACGCCCAGCUGAGGCGCGAGGGCCCCGACGGCGAGGGCCCCGGGGAGGCCGAGGGGGGCGUGGCCGGGGUCCGCCGUCCCUACGGCGACCACGACUACUGCGCCCUGACUCUGGGGGAGAGCCGCAAGCGCAGCGCCGCCCUGCUGGGCGCCAUACUGCGGGCGCGGGACGGACCACAGCGGGUGGGGGGGGAGGAGGAGGAGGAGGACGAGGAGGAGGUGGGGGGAGGAGGAGGAGGAGGAGGAGGAGGAGGAAGGGCAUCAGGGAAACUUCAGGAAGAGCAGCAGCAGACGGCGGUGAUGUCCCACCGCCAGACGCACGCGGCCACGCCGCCGGCGUCUGAGGAAGAGGAGGGCGAGCGCUCAUCUUCCUCCCGCUCGCCCUCCCCCGCGAUGGACUCCGCCCCCGGCUCCCCCGCAAGCAAGAUGGACGCCAGUGAGGUGAUGGAAGGCUGUCCUGCAGACAGACAGAGGAACAAAGCCAAACCAGACGAGGACAACUGCCAGGUGUUCUACAUCCACAACCUGCCCAGCAGCGUCACGCACAGCAUGCUGCGCAAACGCUUCCAGGUCUUCGGCUCCGCACAGGACUGCAAGGUCAUCAUCCGCAACGAAGAGCGUUGUGGGGUGAUUAAGAUUCGCCAGGGAAGCUCGGAGAGACAACGGAGAGAGGGGGAGGCUGCUUUCCAGAGCCGAGCCAACGGUCUGCCGAGACUUAGCAGGAAGCGCUACAUCGACCUGGACGAAGCUGGCCCGGGCCCCGUGAAGAGCAAGUACGACGCUCUGGACUUUGACACCCUCCUAAAGGAGGCGCAGAAGUCUUUGCACCGCUGACGGGCCUCCCGACCUCUGACCCCCCCCCAGACCGAUCCCCUCCUCACGGCUGGCCUUAGUGACCCCCGACCCCUCCAGCCCUGCUGCCUCGACACCGGGCCCGCACGCUCCUCCGUCGAAGGCACCCUCGCAAAAGUUGUUUACAUUUUUAACAUUGGAAUAAAAAGACGAGAGAGACCUAGUUUAGAACUUUUCUUUACUUUCCCGCCGGAGGACAGCGUUUAAAAAUACGAACGUCAGAAGCCAUGGAGAAUUAAGGAGCAAAAAUGAUACGAUGGAAGAGGUUUGAUUUUUGAGAAAAAAAAGCAAUGGUACAACUUCUACUGCUACUACUACUAAACUACUACUACUACUACUACUACUACUGCAACAACGGCAGACACUUUUUUUCCUGUCGUUGUGCGACGGUCGACGACAAAGCUGCUUCCUGUUGUCUGUGUUGGUGACUUCAUCACCCCGCGCCAAAGAAGGUUGGCGGGGCGAGAACCUUUGUGUGGCGUAAAUACCUUGCUAUUCCCGCGUCGCGUCUUGUUGGUCACGUUGGUCUUCGUGGUUUGUGUGCGUGUGUGUGUCCUCGCGUGUGUUUUAUUUUUUUCGUAAAAAACACACUCUCUGGUCACGCCUGGUGAGACCGCGAGCUGUGUUUUGCCUCAAAGUAGUGACGUUGUGGAGAAAAAAACAACUUUGUUUUAGCAAAAGGAAAAAAAUUAUCGAUGUUUUCAAAAAUUUAAACGAAAAAGAUUUAUAACUGUGUGUGUGUGUGUGCGUGUGUGUGUGUUACGGACAAUGAAAAUUCUGAAAUCAACAAAAAAAACAUUUGACUUUAAACGGUUUACACAUCGAAAACGAAGAAGAAAAAAAAUCAUCUUUUUUUAUUUUUUGUAACUGUAGUGCUUCCUUGAUUUGAUCUAUGCACUGUACGGAGGUAGAAGUUUCUGCUGUCCUCUGACGAACCCUUUCCUUCUUGUCUGCAAACGCAACCCUCAAAAUGGCUUCUUCUACUGGCUCUGGUAUCAGGUUGCAUACAGCGGACUCUACUAGGUGCAUGCGGUGUGCACAGAAGGCCCCGAAGUUUUGUCAAAUAGCACUUACUUUACCAAGGUCUGUAAAUAGUUAGACCGUCGAUGUCAAACAUGUUAAGACGUUUUUUUUUUUUUCUUUAUUGUAUUUGCCAAACUGCCAUUCCCUUUCAAUGCUGUCAAAAAUAUCCCCCAAACACAUCUGUCACUUACAAUCAGAAUACAUUGAAUACUAAAGGACUUCUAUAGAAAUUAUAAAUAUAUAUAUUAAUAUAUUAAUUAAUCAGUAUACUAUAACAAUGUCUAUUUCCCUCACCUGAUGGCUGUUCUUUGAUGCACUUUUUGGUUUUGGUAGAGUCUGACGUACACACACACACCUGAUACCGCCAGUAGACGUUG